UCAACGCGGAGGUACCUUUGAAACGUUUUGUCCACAAUGUCCGCCAAAGUGAUCUUCAUCGCCAGUUGCAGCCUGUUGGUUGCAGUCAGUGCGAAACCUCACGUGUUGGCAGGACCAGCGUUCGUCACAGCCCAGAGUUCCCAGGUCUUCGCCCGAACGUACAACGGAAUAGUUCCUGUGGCGGUCCACGCUUCAGUUCCCUAUCCCUACCCAGUUCCAGCACCGGUUGCACCAGCUCCAGCAGUCUUUGUGCCCCACGUGGCCGCUCCAGUCCCAGCACCGGUUCCGGUGUUCUCGUACCAAGUGUACCAACCUGGUCCGUUCUAUCCGGUGGCCGUGGCGGCUGCAGCUCCUGCAGUUCCAGCAGUUCCGGCAGCUCCAGCCGUUGUAACACCCGUGGCGGCCGUGGCACCAGCUCCGGUGGCCAAACUGGUGCGAAAAAGUGCCCCAUACCUGACAACCAUACGGUAUCGCUCGGUGCUGGCGUAAAAAACUACUUUACGACUCUGGCGCGAUGAUGGGCGCCCAACCUGAUUAGUGAUUAAGCUUAGCUUUGUACGCUCUAGUCUAUAUUGUGUUAUGAAACGAAUAAAAAAGUUAAAAAACAUA
Molecule: messenger RNA, 609 nt
Organism: Culex quinquefasciatus (southern house mosquito)
Lineage: Eukaryota; Metazoa; Arthropoda; Insecta; Diptera; Culicidae
Product: translation initiation factor IF-2-like
Exons: 2
Coding region: 37-489 (150 amino acids)
Source: RefSeq, a predicted model, not a curated record